Naegleria fowleri is the source of this 357-nucleotide messenger RNA. RefSeq lists its product as uncharacterized. Bases 1 to 357 code for a protein of 118 amino acids. The transcript has a single exon. The record is from RefSeq and is a predicted model, not a curated record. NCBI's taxonomy places the organism in Eukaryota, Heterolobosea, Eutetramitea, Acrasida, Naegleriidae.
AUGAGAUUCCUCUCCUUGUUCAACAAAUCUUCAUCUCUACUUCUCCACCACCAUUGUGGCCACAACAGAGUGCUCUUGAACGUAGCUUCCAGAAACAUGGUUGGAUCAUCGUUUCACUCCAACCUGUGCGUACGCAACAAUGAUGUAAAUAAUAACAAUUCCAAGGACAAGCCAGCCACUACCCCCGAAAAGAAGGAAGAAGAGAAAAAGAAGAUUAAUUUUAGCUUUGAUAUGGUUGAAGGAGAAGACAAUUUGAAAAGAGAUGACUGGUACAUGAAUGAGAAGGAGGCUGCUAAGAAUUUUGAAGAGGAGGAAAACUUUAGAACCAACAGAUCUUUCAUCUCUCCCACUAGCUAA